Corythoichthys intestinalis (scribbled pipefish) is the source of this 2775-nucleotide messenger RNA. It is a transcript of the gene septin8a, whose product is annotated as septin 8a. The coding region runs from base 135 to 1559 and encodes 474 amino acids. Gene Ontology annotation, molecular function: molecular adaptor activity; GTP binding; GTPase activity. The transcript has 10 exons. Gene Ontology annotation, cellular component: cell division site; septin complex; microtubule cytoskeleton. Lineage: Eukaryota; Metazoa; Chordata; Actinopteri; Syngnathiformes; Syngnathidae. Gene Ontology annotation, biological process: cytoskeleton-dependent cytokinesis; intracellular protein localization. The record is from RefSeq and is a predicted model, not a curated record.
UGUAUUUGGAUUUGUUGUUAAUAAAGUUUAAAAACAAAAAAAAAAACGAAAAAAAAAAAAACGUCUCCCCCUUUCGUCCCCACUUCUCUCUCUCUCUCUCUCUCAGCACGCCCAAACACGGCACAUUCCGCACCAUGGCUGCUACGGACGUGGACGUCUUUUCGAAUGAAGAGAAGCGCAGCCUCAAUCUCGGGGGCCAUGUUGGAUUCGACAGCCUCCCCGACCAACUGGUCAGCAAAUCGGUCACACAGGGUUUUUGCUUUAACAUCCUCUGCGUAGGGGAGACGGGCAUCGGAAAAUCGACGCUAAUGAACACGCUCUUUAAUACCACGUUUGAGAAUGAGGAAGCCAGCCAUUACCAGAACGGCGUCUACCUCCGUCCGCGGACGUACGACCUGCAGGAGAGCAACGUUCACCUCAAACUCACCAUCGUAGACACCGUCGGGUUCGGGGACCAGAUCAACAAAGAUGACAGUUACAAACCCAUCGUGGACUACAUCGACACUCAGUUUGAAAACUACCUUCAAGAAGAGCUGAAGAUCAAGCGCUCUCUGUUCAACUACCACGAUACCAGGAUCCACAUCUGCUUGUACUUCAUUGCACCAACUGGACACUCACUCAAGUCCUUGGACCUUGUAACCAUGAAGAAACUAGAUAGCAAGGUCAGUAUCAUUCCCAUCAUCGCCAAAGCUGAUACGAUCUCCAAGAGCGAACUCCACAAAUUCAAAAUCAAAAUUAUGAGCGAGCUGGUGAGCAACGGCGUCCAAAUCUACCAAUUCCCGACAGACGACGAAGCCGUCAGCGAGAUCAACUCGUCCAUGAAUGCCCAUCUGCCUUUUGCUGUGGUGGGAAGCGUGGAAGAAGUUAAGGUUGGGAACAAAACGGUGAGGGCGAGGCAGUACCCCUGGGGCGUGGUGCAAGUGGAGAACGAGAGCCACUGCGACUUCGUCAAGCUGCGGGAGAUGCUGAUUCGAGUCAACAUGGAGGAUCUGAGGGAGCAGACGCACGCCCGACACUAUGAGCUGUACAGACGCUGCAAGCUAGAGGAGAUGGGCUUCAAAGACACUGACCCUGACAGCCAGCCCUUCAGUCUUCAGGAAACUUAUGAAGCCAAGAGAAAAGAGUUCUUGGGAGACCUGCAACGCAAAGAGGAAGAAAUGCGACAAAUGUUUGUCAACAAAGUCAAGGAAACGGAGGCAGAGCUAAAAGAGAAGGAGCGAGAGCUGCAUGACAAGUUUGAGCAGCUGAAGCGCAUGCACCAGGAGGAGAAGAAGAAAGUGGAGGAGAAGCGGCGAGACCUGGAGGAGGAGAUGAACGCCUUCAAUAGGAAGAAGGUGGCCGCUGAGACGCUCUCGCUAUCUCAGCCGCUCAAGAAAGACAAGGACAAGAAAAAAUCUGUAAAAACAGAGAACCAAUCGGGUGUGAGCGCCUCCAGCUCCAAGGUGAUGAUGGCCAAGGCUAAUGUGGAACCCUUGAACUGCCAAAGCUGGUGGCAGGCCAUACAGUGCUGCACCUGCCUGGUCCACAGCGCCACCUGGAAGCCCGGAGGUCUCUUCUGACGGCCCAAGGACGGGAUGAGGUGAGGGUGGCCGGAAACCAGGAGAGCGUGGAACUGCGACCAGAGGCCGGACGUUAAGCGCAUGAUUUCAUUGUUUGUCUGUCUGUUAUCAUAUCCGGACCUUUCCCCGACAUCAUCGAUGUUAUCGGACCGGAAGAGCAAUCAUCGCUUCUUCACACCUUCAGUGUCAUUCGCGCACUCGUUUGUAUCGUAUCGUAUGUGCAGUGAUUUUGUCGAAACCACCCCGAGUCAGGCCUAAAGGGUAGCAAAAUGCGGGCGUUCCUAAAUUCUGGACAUUUGCUGGGCUCAAGGAUUAAGGAUAAGUGUCAAAAGCCAUGUUCACCUUCUGCUCUCAAGUAGAACUAUUCAAAGGGGUUAUGACUGAAAAUCUUUAUUCUUUUGUUUGAAGUCUGCCUUGGCAAGAUGGUCCAGAAGUCAUAGCGCCGCAUUGUUGUCAAUCCGUGACAAAGAUCCAUAGAUUUUAUUAACAAUGAGAGAAAUUUAGAAAAAGAUAUUAUCCAGUCUGAGUUCAGAGUAUUUAUUUAAAGAUAUUUAUUUGAACAGUCUAUAAAAAAGAUGUCUUUAUUUUUUAUCAUUAUUUUUUUAAUUGUUAUAUUGCGUCUCUUUAUAUUGAAGUCUUUGUAAUAUCUUAAAAUAGUGUCGGGGUAAUGUAAUGCCUCUUUCCACUGUGCCACUUUGUUUGUUCUUAACAUAAAAGUAAUGGAUGAGAGACCCAGUCCCGUCAAUAAUGACAAUAACAAAAAUAUUUUGUUGACGAACAAUUUUUUUCAUGACGAUGACGUACGAGCUAAAAACGGCUUGAAAGACUAGAACAAAACAAGACGAUUAUCAGUUUUCAUCCGACGAGACGAAAAUGCAACAUACUAGUCCUUCUCGAAAAAUGAGCAUAUUGCGAUAAAGUUCAUUAUUUUCUGUAGUGUACUGAUGAACAUUAGACUAGGGCUGCAGCUAUCGAAUAUUUUAGUAAUCGAGUAAUCGACUGAAAAUUCUAUCGAUUAAUCGAGUAAUCGGAUAAAACAAAUAAAUUUUUAGGUGAAGAGCAAUUAUAAAUAUACAUGAGAAAACAAGACAUUUCAUCUAAUCUUGAACCAUUUUCAGUCAAUGUCUUUAUUUUCGAUGUAUAUUGUUGAAAACAGCCAACAAUUGCAUCUCAGAUGUAACUAGAAUAAAAAAAAAGACUAAUUCACUGCUUUCAC